Sphaerodactylus townsendi is the source of this 702-nucleotide messenger RNA. It is a transcript of the gene GNAT1, whose product is annotated as G protein subunit alpha transducin 1. Gene Ontology annotation, biological process: adenylate cyclase-modulating G protein-coupled receptor signaling pathway. Lineage: Eukaryota; Metazoa; Chordata; Lepidosauria; Squamata; Sphaerodactylidae. Gene Ontology annotation, molecular function: GTPase activity; G-protein beta/gamma-subunit complex binding; G protein-coupled receptor binding. The record is from RefSeq and is a predicted model, not a curated record. Gene Ontology annotation, cellular component: heterotrimeric G-protein complex.
AUGUAUUACUAUUCUGAGUUAACAGUUGCUGACCUCAGAGGUGAUGGCAACAGAGCAAUGUAUUGCAUUUCAAUACAAGGCCUACAAGAUGUCAGCCAUCAGAGAGGCCAAAGCUGCAGUUACCUGGUGACACCUGGAUACAUCCCUACAGAGCAGGAUGUUCUAUGCUCUAAGGCAGGGAUUAUGGGCAUCACGGAAAUUCAGUUUUCCAUCAAGGAUCUCAAUUUCAGGAUGUUUGAUGUGGAGGACCAGUGCUCAGAACAUAAGUUGAUUCCCUAUUUCGAGGGAGUCACCUACAUCAUCUUCAUUGCUGCCCUCAGUGCUUAUGACAUGGUACUCAUGGAGAAUGAUAAAGUGAAGUGCAUGCAUGAGAAUCUGCAUUGAUUCAACAGCAUCUGUAAUCAUUGGUAUUUCGCUACCACUUCCAUUGCACUUUUUUCCAAUGAAAAAGACAUUUUCCAAGAAAAGAUCAAGAAGCUUCAUCUCAGCAUCUGCUUUCCUGAUUAUGAUGGGCUUAAUAUGCCUGAGGACGCAGGUGUCUACAUCAAGGGCCAGUCCCUGAAGAUGAACAUGGGGCGGGAUGUCAAGGAAAUCUACUCACACAUGACCUGCGCAACAGACACACAGAAUGUCAAGUUUGUCUUUGAUGCAGCCACUGACAUUUUCAUAAAAGAGAAUCACAAGAAUUGUGGCCUCUUCUGA